Pseudonaja textilis is the source of this 1428-nucleotide messenger RNA. The record is from RefSeq and is a predicted model, not a curated record. Lineage: Eukaryota; Metazoa; Chordata; Lepidosauria; Squamata; Elapidae.
GAAAAUGGCGGCGGCGUGGGGAGCCGCUUGGGCCGCUCUGGUCCGCAAUUGCGGGAGGCGCGGGGCGCUCAUGCUUGGUGGCUUCCGGGGGCGCAAAGGCUGGACGAGCCCGUGGUUCGCAACUGCCUCCUUGCUCGGAGGAGGCGCCUUGGUGGGCUCCUGCAGAGGAUGGAGCGGGCGGGAGGGGACCGGCGGCUUCUUCCUGGUCCUGGCACAGAAGGAAGAUGCUGUGGAUGAAGAGAUGGCAGAAAAGCUUUCCAUUCGAAAGCAACGUUUUAUGAAAUUUGCUUCUUUGGAAUAUGGAGGAGAAUAUUACAUGACUCCAAGAGAUUUCCUGUUCUCAGUUAUGUUUGACAAAUCAGAGCGUAAAACUUUGGCCAAGAAACUGACAAAAAAGGAAGUAGAUUCUACCCUAGCAAAUGUUACGAAAGCUAGACCAGGACCAACCUUUUUUAGAGAUCUUGGAGACAGAGGAUUGAUUUCCUACACAGAGUACCUCUUUUUGCUCACAAUACUCACAAAACCACAGACUGGAUUUCAUAUUGCUUUUAAAAUGUUGGAUGCAGAUGGCAAUGAACAAGUAGAGAAAAAAGAAUUCUUUAAGCUUCAGAAAAUAAUUGGAAAACAAGAUGAAUUUAAAACAGCUUCAGGAGAUGACAUCCUAUUUCAGAAAUCAGCAAUGGAAGGUUCUGAUAUCAACACCAUGUUACUGGUUCACUUUUUUGGAAAAGGAGGAAAAGAUAAACUUCAGUACUCGGAAUUCCAAAGAUUUAUGCAGGAUUUACAAGCAGAAGUACAAGAAAUGGAAUUCAAUCAGUUUUCCAAAGGUCUAACCUUCAUGAGGAAGGAAGAUUUUGUCGAGUGGUUGCUAUAUUUCACUGAUGAAGAAAAUAAUGAAAUUUAUUGGCAAAAUGUGAAAGAGAGAAUCCAAGCAGGAGAGAGUAUCAGUAUGGAUGAAUUUAAGACUUUCUGCCAGUUUACAAACCGUUUAGAAGAUUUUUCAAUUGCUCUGAAAAUGUUUACUGUAGCCAGCCGUCCCGUUAAACGGGCGGAGUUCAAGAGAGCUGUGAAAGUGGCUACUGGCCAGGAGCUCUCAGAUAAUGUUUUGGACACCAUCUUCAAGAUCUUUGAUUUAGAUGGAGAUAAUUGCCUCAGCUACGCAGAGUUCCUUGGAGUCCUCAAAAACAGGAUGCAUCGUGGAUUAAGGGUGCCUCAGCAACAAGGAGUCCAAGGUUACUGGAAAUGUGUGAAACGAGAAACCAUUAAAGGGGCAAAAGAAGUUUGGAAGCAAACUGGGAAGAGUCCUUUUUAAAUGUAUUUUUGUAAGAUCAUUUGUGACUCAGCUUUCUGAUUUUGCUUUGUUUUUUAUGUAUCUGGUUACAGAUUGGCUGUACUAGAUGAAGUGCAAUCAUUUAAUACAAUUAAAUA